AUGGUCUCCUCCAAGGACGCCGAAAUCUUCCGUGAAGAUGCCCGUCUUCGAGGCAAAAAGCUUACUCCCGCCGAACGAGAGAAGCUGCUGAAGCCCUACCUCCCAGAACCAGCAAAGGAAGAAGACAUGAACACUACCAAACAAGCAAGAAAAUCCAAGUCAACGAAAUCAAAAUCGAAAAGUAAACCGACGCCAAUUCGAACAUUCCUCAAAUCGCAGAUUCAUCGUCUCAUCUAUGUCCUUAUUCACCUCUGUCUAGGAUUUUAUAUUCGCAUUACGCAAACCAUUGCUGCUGUGACUGAUCGCGUGCUGGCGGUUACAUAUUAUCAUCACCGAUCGCCGGAACUUAUUGCCCGAGAUGUCAAAGGAUUGAGUCGAUUGCCGGAACAUCUGAGUGUGUUGUUGAAGCUGCGCAAGAGAGAGGAAGAUGCCCUACAGACAUUGAUGGAUGAGACGGCCGAAUUGGCCGCGUGGACAACGUGUGCUGGGAUUCCUGUAUUGAGUGUCUACGAGAAGACUGCCAUCUCCGAUAAACUCGCCCUCUACUACGGCUCCCCAUCCAAUCAACCUCACCUCUGCAUCUGUGCUCCUCACCACAGCUCCUACGCCCCCGCCUCACAUAUCAAAUCCAAAGGACAGAAAAAGCCCUCCCUCACAGUUCUCCUACUCUCACACUCCGACGGCCGCGAAACCCUCGUGGACCUCACAAAGACUCUAACUGAAAUGGCACAAUCCGGCAAAUUGUCGCCAAACGAUAUUAGCACAAAGCUUAUUGAUGCGGAGAUUAGUGAAUUGACUUCUUGUCUUUCGUCUUCUUCGUCGUCGUCGUCGCCGCCUUCACCACCUCCGGCUUCGUCAUCGGUGCCGAAUGAGUCUUAUUCUGACAAUGAUACCGAGAUGUUACCCUCCUCGCUUUUCCACCCUAUAAAACCUGAACCGGAUUUGUUGAUUAUAUUCGGACCUAUCGUACGAUUAGAGGGGUAUCCGCCAUGGCAGGUCCGGUUGACGGAGAUAUUCUGUACAGGCGAUAAGACGAGUAGUAUCGCCGGGGGAAAUGAAGAGGUGACUGUCGAAUACCAGGGGUUUUUGCGAGCAUUGUGGAGGUAUGCCAGGGCUAGUUUUAGAUACGGACGGUAG
Molecule: messenger RNA, 1137 nt
Organism: Talaromyces stipitatus ATCC 10500
Lineage: Eukaryota; Fungi; Ascomycota; Eurotiomycetes; Eurotiales; Trichocomaceae
Exons: 2
Coding region: 1-1137 (378 amino acids)
Cellular component (GO): endoplasmic reticulum membrane; dehydrodolichyl diphosphate synthase complex
Molecular function (GO): ditrans,polycis-polyprenyl diphosphate synthase [(2E,6E)-farnesyl diphosphate specific] activity
Source: RefSeq, a predicted model, not a curated record